Electrophorus electricus (electric eel) is the source of this 2791-nucleotide messenger RNA. It is a transcript of the gene gba3, whose product is annotated as glucosidase, beta, acid 3. Gene Ontology annotation, cellular component: cytosol. The record is from RefSeq and is a predicted model, not a curated record. NCBI's taxonomy places the organism in Eukaryota, Metazoa, Chordata, Actinopteri, Gymnotiformes, Gymnotidae. Gene Ontology annotation, molecular function: glycosylceramidase activity; beta-galactosidase activity. Gene Ontology annotation, biological process: carbohydrate metabolic process; glycosylceramide catabolic process.
UCAGACAAGUUCAGACCAGUUCGCAGUGAGCCAACAGAACACUGAGAAGACAUCGCGUGCAACUAAUGCAUCAAAACUGUGUUUCUGCGUGUGGAACAUCUACCCGCCACCACUGUAAUUAUCUUUUUCAAACAAGAACGAAAAACGUCCGUGCUGUUGUGAAGGCGAUAUAAGAGGCCUAAACGACUUCUUAUCAUAAAACCAGAUUUUACCAAACGGGUUCGAGGAAGAAAUUACGCUCUAUAUAAUAAUCCUGCGCGCGCUUACUCCCCGCCCCGUGUUUAUGGGAGUUUCCGGGUGCAACGAACGAGCACUUUGCAGAACGGGCGAAGCGUUUCGAUAAAAGUUGGAGCAGGUUACGCACCGAUUGAGAAAUCCAACGCACGAAAUGUCCCUUUCUAAAGACGUAUCUGUAGAAGUCUUUGCAGCCGACUUUGCAUGGGGAGCCUCAACAGCUGCUUACCAAGUCGAAGGUAGAUCUGCAUGUGGGGCCUGGGAUCUGGAUGGUAGAGGUCCCAGCAUAUGGGACAUUUUCUCUCAUACUAAAGGCAGGGUAUUUGAGGACCAGAAUGGAGAUGUGGCCUGUAACAGCUACCGGCUGUGGGACGAAGACCUGAGGUGCAUCCAGCACUUGGGACUCACCCACUAUCGCUUCUCUUUUUCUUGGUCACGGCUUCUUCCUGAUGGAACCACAAAUUAUGUCAAUCCAAAAGGUGUUGCAUACUACAACAAAGUGAUUAAUGACCUAACAGGUAAAGCUAUUACACCAAUGGUCACUCUGAACCACUUUGAUCUGCCUCAGGCCCUAGAGCACCGUGGGGGAUGGAAGUCUCCUGAGAUUGUGGAUGUUUUUGACUCGUAUGCUAGGUUUUGCUUCAAAACCUUUGGAGACAGGGUGAAGUUUUGGAUUACACUGAAUGAGCCUCAGAUAUAUGCCAAACUGGGAUACGAGGAUGGCCUUUUUGCACCAGGCGUGAAAGAGAAAGGGAGUGCCCUUUACCUGGUGGGCCACAACAUGCUGCGUGCCCAUGCUCGAGUCUGGCACAGUUACCAUGCCCACUUCAGACAUCUGCAGAGAGGGAAAGUGUCCAUAGCUCUGAACAGUGACUGGGCCAUGCCAUCAGACCCAGGCUGUCCUGAGGAUGUAGCAGCUGCACAGCGAUACAUGGACUUCUCUCUGGGCUGGUUCGCCUGCCCUGUGUUCUGCACAGGGGACUACCCAGAGUCCAUGAGGUCCAGGAUUGAGGCCAGGAACUUGGAGCUAGACUUCGUGGAUGGCCAGCGGUUGCCAAAGUUUUCUGAGGAUGAGCCCACGGUCUUGGGCACAGCAGACUUCUUUGCCCUGAAUUACUACACAUCGCGGAAAGUGAAGCAAGCGAGCCCUCGACCCGGUGAGCUCAGUUUCGCAGCAGACCAGGGAGCAGAGCGAACAACAGAUCCAUCAUGGCCGAUAUGUGGGGUUUCCUGGCUCGCCGUGUUUCCUGAGGGACUGCGGAAGUUGCUAAGCUACAUAAAGGAGACCUGCAACAAUCCAGCCAUAUACAUCACUGAAAAUGGCUUUGCACAGAUGGGACCCGUUGAACUGGAAGACCUUGACCGCUGCCAAUUUUAUCGGGAUACUCUACAGGAAGUGUCCAAAGCUAUCCGAGACGAUGGCGUGAAUGUAAAAGGCUAUUUUGCCUGGUCUCUCCUGGACAACUUUGAGUGGACGCAUGGCUUCAGCGUACGAUUCGGCCUCUUUCACGUGGACUUCUCCAGAGACGAGCGGAGCCGCACUGUUUACCGCUCUGGUAGAGAGUAUGCAGCUGUGGUGGCCAGACAUCGCGGCCACACCAAGUUCAGCAAGGAUUGAAAGUCAGGCCUCGCAAUAACAGAGGCCUAACUCUCAGGAGAAUAUAAAUAAAGCUGUAAUAGUACUCAGAAGGAAAAUUAAAUAUACUAAAUGAGAGAGACCAUAUUUACAUUAUAUUAUUGAUGCACAGUUUUAAAAAACUAUUCUAAUUGUAUUGCAUUGUCAAAUUGCUGUUCCACUGAAUCAGGAUCAGGGUAAAUUCACUUACAUCUGCUAUUUCAUUACUAAUGAAUAAUCAUUAAAAUGUUACGACAGAUUUUGGUGCCACAUAACAAUACUAAUAAUCUUAAGCCUUGCACGUACCAAACGUAUGUUCAAGUCAGUCAGGGUUUGUUUAGUUGUGCUUAUGUUGUUCUUUUGAGAGGUUCAGCUUUUACCAAUGUCAAAUAGGGGUGAGGAGGGGGUAAUAUUAAGUCAUUGUAUGCUCAGCUAUUAAGUCACAUUGAGUCUUUGCUGGUUCCAGAUUUUAAAGGAGAAAUUGGAGAUGUCAGAUGCCAUCCGGGACACUCCCUGACCUACACCUUUUUCCACUUUUCCCCACCUCCAGCACAGCUGGACCAGCUGAUCAGAUUAUUAUCAGGCCCCUCUGAGUCAGGCCAGGCAUAAUAGGAGAGCAGAGAACCUGGACAAGGGAGGGGUAGUGGGUCUCCUGGACCAGAGCCCAGAACCCCUGGGAUAUACCAGUUUAAUGUGUUUCAUAAAAUUGAAAAGCAAAAGGCAGUCCCAAGUUCUGACUGUACUACUAAGACAUGAAACAUGGGGUUAGAACGGCAAAACAAGCCGUUGUUGCUCUGGAUGAUAAAUAGGUGUUCGAUAACUUUCAGAUUGAUAUCUGCAGAAUAAGCCAAGCUGAAGUAGGCCUAUUGCUUUGUGUGAUCUACUUUGAUAAUUAGUCUGAAUGCUGAAAAUAAGUUGUGGAAUAAAUUAAGAUUGAUUUUG